Molecule: messenger RNA, 771 nt
Organism: Argentina anserina (silverweed cinquefoil)
Lineage: Eukaryota; Viridiplantae; Streptophyta; Magnoliopsida; Rosales; Rosaceae
Product: factor of DNA methylation 4-like
Exons: 5
Coding region: 1-771 (256 amino acids)
Biological process (GO): gene silencing by siRNA-directed DNA methylation
Source: RefSeq, a predicted model, not a curated record
AUGAAACUAAAACACCUUAUUGAUAAGCUUAAGCUGGAGCGAAAGAAGGCUCAUCAAAAUUUGCAAAAACAAAAGAAAGAAAAUGAGGAGCUCCGGAAGAAGAUCACUGAAUUGGAGGAGCGCAAGGACCAAAGUCAGGAUCAGGAUACGGCGGUUUCAGACAGGGAUGAGUCUAAGGAGGCGGAAGAAGAGAUGGCUGUAAUUCAAGAAAAGUUAAAGGAGAAAGAAGAAGAGCUGGACAAUGUUGUAGCUCUAAACAAUACACUUAUUGCAAAAGAGCGUGGAAGCAACAAUGAGUUACAGGAUGCCCGUGCAGAGUUAAUCAAUGGAUGGCCAUCAGAAUGUUCUGCUUUUAUUGGUGUCAAGAGAAUGGGAGGGAUUGACGUCAAGCCAUUUCGGACUGCAUGCAAGAGAAAGUAUCCUGCAGAAGUAGCAGACGACAUGGCAGUAGCACAAUGUUCUCUAUGGGAGUUUAAUGUUACAGAUUCAAGCUGGCAUCCAUUCAAAGCUAGCACAGAUUCCUUCGGACACCCUAAGGAAAUUAUUGAUGAUGAAGAUAACAGAUUGAAAAAGUUAAAGGAGGAGUUCGGUGCUGAAGUACAUCUAGCUGUCUCAACUGCUUUGUUGGAACUGAACGAGUAUAACCCCAGUGGUAGGUAUCAAGUUGGGGAACUAUGGAACUUUAGACAAGAUAGGAGGGCAUCUCUGAAAGAGGGGAUAUCGUAUGCCCUCAAGCAGUUGAAACAACAAAAGAAAAGAAGAACCAAAUGA